AUGGUCAAGCCAACUGACUACGAAAUUGGGCCCUCGCGAAUCGUAUCGGGGCGCUAUCCGCCUCCAGGGACGAACACCUACGCCGAUGCCAUACGCGAACGACGCGGCGCACGCGGGAUCACCGCACUCGAUGGCAACUUGCUUCACUUUCCUGCCAUGGCUGGCGGGUACAACACCUUAUUGGGUGCCAUUAGGGAUAAAGGCUCAUUGAGCGUCGACAUCCGAGAGCUUAUGAUCCUACGCGUUGCUGCUUUGAACAACGCAGCCUUCGAGUGGAUCCAGCAUGAAGCCGUUGGUCGAAAAGGUGGACUGACCAAUGGGCAGCUGUACAUCAUCCGCGAUGUUGAUACGCCGUUACCACUCAUGGAGGGCAUACUCACUCCCCUCCAAGCCGCUGCAGUCGCGUUUACGGAUGCAAUCACCAAAGACGUGUCAGUGCCGAAGCAGACGUCCACAGAGCUCAUGAAUCAGCUACGGCGUUCGUUAAAGGAAGCCGAUGCAGCAACGGAGGAAGAAGAAUUGAAGGCAAAGACGGAGGAUUUGUACGUGGAAGCGACGAUGGUGGUCGCUGCGUAUAAUAUGGUAUCGAGGUUCUUAGUGGCCACCGAUGUAGGCGGUCUUUCUGAUUUGGAGGUUCCGUGGCCUGUCGAUGUUGAGGAACAAUUGAUACCCACCCCAUCAUACCCCUCCCUUCCUUUUUCCAACUCUAACUCAACCCAUUCUCCUGCAUCUGGAACGAGCACCACACAAACCCACAACCUCCACAUCCGUACCAUAACAACCUCACCUACCGCCCCAUGGCUCGUCUUUGCCAACUCCCUCCUCACAGACAAGGAGAUGUGGAAUUUGGUGCUACCAUUCUUCCUCGAUGGAGGAACAGGUUAUAAUAUACUCUUACACUCCCAACGCGGACAUGGGUUAUCCGAGUUGCCCUCUCAACACGAAAGACGAACAACCAUUCCGCUUCUAGCAGCUGACAUUCAUCACCUUAUAUCAACCAUUAUCGGUGGUCGAGCUCAAAGCGAGGAUGGCCAAUCUCAUUCCCCAGAAGUUCACAUCAUUGGCGUCUCCCAAGGUGGCGCAGCUGCACUUGCUUAUUACGCCCUUUACGGCUCCUCUGCCACUGAAGGAGUAAAAGUGAAGAGCAUCGUUGCAUGCGAUACCGCGCCACGGACGCCACCAGGAAACGAAGUGGCAUGGGAGAACCGAAUAAGCAUAGCCCUGGACAUGUACGCUCGAAAGGUCGGCAUGCCCAAGCUUGCAAAGGUCACGCUACGCAGGUGGUUCCCUGCUGGCUCGGGUGGGAGUCCGUUCUUGGAAGCGAGAGAAGCAUGGUUGGGGGAUAUGGUUUCCCGUACGCCAGUAGCAGGGUUCGUAGCGGGUGCACGCGCAUUAGGGUCAUACGACAUCGCCCUGCCUCCUCCUCCCUCUCCUCUUCCUCCCUCCCCUCUUCACGCAGAAGCUCCAGUAAAAGAAUCGGAAUCGGACGUCACCCGCGUGUUGCUCCUUGCAGGCUCUCUCGACGGAGCCGGGAAAGUUGGCAAGGAACUCAAGGCUUUCGCAGAGCAUUGGGCUGAUAAAGCUAGGCAGGAGGUGGUGGAAUAUGCUGAAGUUGAGAUGGCGGGGCACUUGCCGAUGGUUGAUAUGCCUGAGAGGUUUUGUAAGGUAUUGGGGGCGUGGUUGGUGGGGGAGGGUGGCUUGGGAGAGUAAAAUUUCCUGGGGAAUGGAACUCUAAGUGUACAGUACAUGCCAAUAUUUUCAUGUAGGGGGCCAUUAGGAUACCAGGUCCAUGAUAAUAAAGAAAGUCCUGAUCA
Laccaria bicolor S238N-H82 is the source of this 1814-nucleotide messenger RNA. RefSeq lists its product as uncharacterized. The transcript is spliced from 7 exons. The coding region runs from base 1 to 1710 and encodes 569 amino acids. Gene Ontology annotation, molecular function: peroxiredoxin activity. Lineage: Eukaryota; Fungi; Basidiomycota; Agaricomycetes; Agaricales; Hydnangiaceae. The record is from RefSeq and is a predicted model, not a curated record.